AUGGUGGACUUUACGGAGUACGCUGCAGCGGCGCUGAAGCUUGUGCGACAUCAUGGGAAGCUGACGCCGACCCAAUGUGCCAAUAUUUUGAUGGGAAGGAAGACGAAAUUUGGUCAGAAAGGUCUCGAAAUGUGCCAUGGUAGACUAGCUGCCGAGGAUGCAUUGAAGGAAGAAAAUAUUAUUUAUCGUAGCAGUGGAAUAGCUAUACAGUAUCUUCGGCUUGGCCCUAAAGCUCAUUCGUUCCUUUCCGGUGAGUGCGGACUCGCGCUAGCUACGAUAAGCAAGGGCGAGAGCGGUCAAAAUACUUUAUCAACAGUAGAGAAGCUUCCCGGCGGGAUGAUAGCUCAGUCAACGAAACGGAAGGUCAGAUUCGCUGCUGCAAGCGAGCUAAAUGAUGAACGGGAUGAGGAGGGCGAAGUCUCCAAAUAUUUCCGGAAGAGCACAAAAUCGUAG
Messenger RNA from Xylaria bambusicola, 453 nucleotides. RefSeq lists its product as uncharacterized. Lineage: Eukaryota; Fungi; Ascomycota; Sordariomycetes; Xylariales; Xylariaceae. The record is from RefSeq and is a predicted model, not a curated record. The transcript has 2 exons. The coding region runs from base 1 to 453 and encodes 150 amino acids.